This is a messenger RNA of Centropristis striata (black sea bass), 2445 nucleotides long. RefSeq names its product gamma-aminobutyric acid receptor subunit gamma-3. Gene Ontology annotation, cellular component: GABA-A receptor complex; synapse; postsynapse. Gene Ontology annotation, molecular function: transmitter-gated monoatomic ion channel activity involved in regulation of postsynaptic membrane potential; GABA-gated chloride ion channel activity; inhibitory extracellular ligand-gated monoatomic ion channel activity. Lineage: Eukaryota; Metazoa; Chordata; Actinopteri; Perciformes; Serranidae. The transcript is spliced from 9 exons. The coding region runs from base 195 to 1535 and encodes 446 amino acids. The record is from RefSeq and is a predicted model, not a curated record. Gene Ontology annotation, biological process: nervous system process; regulation of postsynaptic membrane potential; monoatomic ion transmembrane transport.
AAGCUGCUGCUGCGCGAGGGAAGGAUUUUAAAACCCCUCAUUUGAACAAUGAGUGAAAUGUGUGUUGGAUUACAAACUAUGAGGAGCUUUUCCCUCGCUUUAUCCUCUGAGCUGCUGUGACCAUCGUGUCCAGACACCGACAAGCGCCGUCCUCUCUGACACAUCUCUACUUGUUGUCCUCCUGAAAGAGAAACAUGUCCUCCAAAUUACUGGCUUAUGUCUCACUUGUGUCUGUCCUUCAUACCUGCUGUCUUACUAUCGAGUACGAGGAAGAAUACGAGGAUGUCACUGUGAACCAAAUGCUGGCUCCUAAAUCACAGGAAACCGACACCACGGAAAUACUCAACAAUUUACUCAAAGAAUAUGACAAGAAACUGCGACCGGAUAUCGGAGUUAAACCAACUGUUAUAGAUGUGGACAUAUUUGUGAACAGCAUCGGACCAGUGUCAUCAAUAAAUAUGGAAUACCAAAUUGACAUCAUCUUUGCCCAGACGUGGACAGACAGCCGUCUCAGAUACAACAGCACAAUGAAAAAAUUGACUUUGAACAGCAAUAUGGUUGGACUUAUCUGGCUACCGGAUACCAUCUUCAGAAACUCCAAGAACGCAGAUUCACAUUGGAUUACAAUGCCUAACCAGCUGCUCAGAAUAUGGAACGAUGGGAAGAUACUUUACACCUUGAGACUGACAAUAAAUGCAGAGUGCCAGCUGCAGCUGCACAACUUUCCAAUGGACGAACACUCCUGCCCGCUCAUCUUCUCCAGCUAUGGAUACCCACAAGAUGAGAUGAUUUACAAGUGGAGGAAGAACUCUGUGGAGGCGGCUGACCAGAAGUCGUGGCGUCUCUACCAGUUUGAUUUCAUGGGCCUGAGGAACACUACAGACAUAAUAAAGACGACAGCAGGUGACUACGUGUUGAUGACAGUGUAUUUUGACCUGAGUAGAAGAAUGGGCUACUUCACUAUCCAGACUUACAUCCCCUGCAUCCUCACCGUGGUCCUCUCCUGGGUGUCCUUCUGGAUCAAAAAAGACGCCACGCCAGCCAGAACGGCUUUAGGUAUAACCACAGUGCUGACUAUGACUACCCUCAGCAGUGUGGCCAGGACCUCACUACCCAGAGUGUCCUAUGUCACUGCCAUGGACCUCUUCGUCACCGUCUGCUUCCUGUUUGUCUUUGCUGCGCUGAUGGAGUACGCAACGUUAAAUUAUUAUUCAUACAGCACUCGAAGACACAGCUGUAUGGAACCGAAGAGAUCGAACUAUUCUGUCCUGGAUGUGAGACCUCCACACACAGUCAUCACUUUAAACAACUCCAUGUACUGGCAGGACUUUGAGGACGCUUGUGUCUACGAGUGCCUGGAUGGAAAAGACUGCCAGAGCUUCUUCUGCUGUUUCGAGGAGUGUAAAGGAGGAGGGUGGAGAAGAGGACGCGUCCACAUAGAUUUACUUGACCUGGACGCAUACUCACGUGUCUUUUUUCCCACCUCGUUCUUGCUGUUUAACAUUGUUUACUGGGUAGGAUAUCUCUACCUUUAGCACACUGCUCGGUCACAACUGGACGGGAAGGGGAAGGACACCACGGUUUAACCGAAGAAAUUCAAUAUAAUAAUAAGGUGACACCAAAUAAACUCUUUCGUGUGCUACCUGAAGCUGUUAGCUGGAGAUGAAAAGACAGUGUGCGUCUGCAGGCCUGUGCCGAACAGAGAUUUCUGCCUCUGUGACUUCAGGUAUGAUAAUACGACACAUUACUGAUUCCCUUCAAUAUGCUGUACACAGAUGGAGGACAGGAUGGACUGUGUGCUAAUGACGACGUCAAGACGAAGGAAAAUGUGCUUUGCACUGCUACCCCAAAACUUCUCAAUCAGGAGGAUGACUUGUGUUGUAGGGAAUGUAUCCACACAUUAUUAUCCAGCCAUCAGUCAAAUCCAGUUGAUGAAAAUCCAAGGACAUUCAAACCAUUCAUAGUGCCUUCCUCUGGAGGGGUAGAUACUAUCUGCUACAAUAAUCAGGGAAUAAUGAUUUAUAAAAAUAGAAGAGCCUGGUUUUGACUGAUUAUGGCUGUUCUCAUUCAGAGCUUUGAGUUACAUUUAUAAAACAGCCAUUUGUUGCAACGACCACAUGAAAAAUCAUUAGGUUUUUAUCUCUCCAUACUGACUCUCAGCCAUUUGGCAUGACUUAUUCCUCCUGCUUGCAACACUAUUAGUAGCUCUAUACGGUAUAAUAAAUAAAUUGGUUCCCAGGGAAGAGAGCCAUUUGAAUAAACCUUACAGCGGAAAGAAUAAUGAUAUGUGCUUUAUUGGCAUUUUUCUUUAGAAUAGAGGAUGUGAAGUCAAAUAUUUGAAUAGAUAUUUUAUUUCUGUGUGUGUGUGUUUACAGGCACACAUCUGUCAUCAUUGUACCCACAGGCUAACUGCUGUGGGUAACACCAUUACUUUCAAUGACAUGU